AUGGCUGCCCUCGGGAUACCCAGCACCCGUGCAGCCUCCCUCGUGACCUCUGACCUCUAUGUCAGCAGAGAUCCACUCAACCGUGGACAGCGCAUUCCUGAGCGCUGCUCUGUCGUCCUGCGUCUCGCUCCUUCCUUCAUCAGGUUUGGAUCCUUUGAGAUCUUUCAGGGCCGAGAUGAAUUCUCAGGCCUGCAGGGUCCCAGUGCAGGGCGGCAUGACAUUCGCUCUCAGCUGCUGGAUUACGUCAUUGAGACUUUCUAUCCUUGCAUUCAGCAGGCUCAUAGCAACCGCAAAGACCGAAAUACAGCUUUUUUCAGAGAGGUGAUGAUACGAACUGCCAGGUUAGUGGCCAAGUGGCAGUGUGUUGGUUUUUGCCACGGCGUCCUUAACACAGACAACAUGAGCAUCUUGGGUCUGACUCUGGAUUACGGCCCCUUUGGUUUCAUGGACAGAUUUGAUCCAGAUUUUAUCUGCAACGCCUCAGACAAAAGAGGACGGUACUCAUACCAAGCCCAGCCGUCUGUGUGCCGCUGGAACCUGGCUCGCCUGGCUGAAGCGUUGGGCUCUGAGCUCAAUGUAGCUGAGGCCGGAGCUAUCCUGGAUGACUUCAUGCUCACAUAUGAAGCCUUCUACCUGAGUAUCAUGAGGAAGAAGCUGGGCCUUGUGAGAAAAGAGGAGGCAGAGGACAGCGAGCUCGUAUCGGACCUGCUGCGUGUCAUGCACAACACUGGUGCAGAUUUCACCAACACCUUCCACCUGCUGAGCUGUGUCCCCUGGCCUGAGGAGGGCGACAGUGAGAGGGCAACACUGGGCCCUGUAGUGGACCUCAUCCUGCAGCAAUGUUCCUCUAUUGAGGAGCUUAAGCAUUUUGGGGAAAAGGCUUACCAGGAGAAUAUUGAACUGGCGAUGAUUCUGUCCAUGGCACAAACCAACCCAGCCAUGUUUAGCAUGGUGUCAGACAGGCCAGGUGUGGCCCAGCAGCUGGAACGGAUGGGCCGGCUGAAGGAGCUGCUUGAGACAGAUCAAGAUGAGCUCAAGGAAAAGCAGCGUGAUGACUGGAUUCACUGGGUUAGCCGAUACAGGAAGCGUUUUGCCAAGGAGUGUGAUGGCACAAGUGACUUGUCUCUCAUCAAAAAGGAGAGGCUCAGUGUGAUGAACAGCCACAAUCCCCGGGUCGUCCUACGCAACUAUAUCGCCCAGAAUGCAAUUCAGGCUGCAGAAAAGGGAGACUUCUCUGAGGUCAACAGGGUCCUCAAAACUCUGGAGAAACCAUAUUCUAACACAUUUGGACUGGAGUCUUUGGAUGGACCCAGUGCAUGUGGGCAAAAGGAGCAGAAAGGGAGGGAUUUGACUGUUGGCUAUGACAGGAAACCUCCUGCCUGGGCACAAAGAAUUUGUAUCACCUGA
This is a messenger RNA of Seriola dumerili (greater amberjack), 1407 nucleotides long. It is a transcript of the gene selenoo2, whose product is annotated as selenoprotein O-like. Bases 1 to 1407 code for a protein of 468 amino acids. The record is from RefSeq and is a predicted model, not a curated record. Lineage: Eukaryota; Metazoa; Chordata; Actinopteri; Carangiformes; Carangidae. The transcript has 9 exons.